AUGCUACAGGGAGAAGAUGGUGGUCGCAGUGAGAACUUUGCAGGAACAAGAGAAUCACACCAAGAAAGCGGCGACCCAGAGGGUGAUGAUAAAUUUAAACAAGAAUCUACUGUUGCUACUGAAAGGCAAAAAAGAUGCCAGGAAAUUGAACAAAAACUUGAAGUUCAUGCAGAAGAAGAGAGAAAGCAGGUUGAAAAUGAGAGGAGAGAACUGUUUGAAGAGAGACAUGCUAAACGGACAGAACUGCGGCUUUCGGAACAGAAGGUGACGCUUCCACAGCUGCAAGAAUGGGAUGAACAUAAUGCCAAGAUAAUUAAAUAUAUAAGAACUAAGACAAAGCCCCAUUUAUUCUAUAUUCCUAGAAGAAUGUGUCCAGCUUCUCAAAAACUAAUAGAAGAAUCAUAG
Perognathus longimembris pacificus (Pacific pocket mouse) is the source of this 405-nucleotide messenger RNA. Its product is annotated as pinin-like. The transcript is spliced from 2 exons. The record is from RefSeq and is a predicted model, not a curated record. The coding region runs from base 1 to 405 and encodes 134 amino acids. NCBI's taxonomy places the organism in Eukaryota, Metazoa, Chordata, Mammalia, Rodentia, Heteromyidae. Gene Ontology annotation, cellular component: catalytic step 2 spliceosome.